This is a messenger RNA of Puccinia triticina, 402 nucleotides long. RefSeq lists its product as uncharacterized. NCBI's taxonomy places the organism in Eukaryota, Fungi, Basidiomycota, Pucciniomycetes, Pucciniales, Pucciniaceae. The transcript has 2 exons. The record is from RefSeq and is a predicted model, not a curated record. The coding region runs from base 1 to 402 and encodes 133 amino acids. Gene Ontology annotation, biological process: mitochondrial respiratory chain complex III assembly.
AUGGUAGCUUCACAAAAACUUUCGAAGAUUCAGACCCAGUUGAAGCAGAUACAACGAUCGUGGCCGGUGGAUCCGUUGAGACUCAACCAGCCUGACCUGCAAUUCUCCGCUUCAAUCUCCAAAGCCAUCGACCGCAUCUUCUCAAACACCUAUAAAAGCGAUCUCAACCGUUCAAUUUCGCCCCAAGAGCUCGAAGAACGCACUUUGAAGGGCGCAGAACGCAUGUGGUCAAGCCUCGAGAAUCUUUCGAACGGGAGUAUCUCAAAACAAUAUCCCUUCCCCCAAUCGAUGCGGAAUCCUGCCUCAUUUCCAGGGCAUUACGAAGAACUAAACGAGGGCGUCCAACGAGCAAUCCGAGGAGAAUCGUUGCCCUGGUAUCGGAGAUGGAUCCGUUUCACUUAA